Cavia porcellus (domestic guinea pig) is the source of this 953-nucleotide messenger RNA. It is a transcript of the gene Cfap299, whose product is annotated as cilia and flagella associated protein 299. Lineage: Eukaryota; Metazoa; Chordata; Mammalia; Rodentia; Caviidae. The coding region runs from base 99 to 809 and encodes 236 amino acids. The transcript has 7 exons. The record is from RefSeq and is a predicted model, not a curated record.
GGCUGCUGUCUCUAAGGACGCUUGUCCCCCAGCAACCGCCAUGAACCAGGACGACGGACUCACUAGUCUGGACAACAUAGUCACACAGUUCAACACCUAUGAGGAUUUCCUGGACUCACAGAUCACCACCUUGGACCUGUACUACCUGGAGUGUUGCCCCUCAGGCAUGUCACCGUGCCUUGGAGCCAGCUGAUUAUGAACUGAAACCUCCACAAACGGAUGAAAGCUUGGCCCGCCAGUUGGUGGAGCUAGGCUACCGGGGGACAGGAGAGAUUCUUAAAAGGGAAGAUUUUGAAGCAAGAAAGGCAGCUAUAGAGAUUGCAAGAAUGGCGGAAAGGACUCAAAAAAAGGCUCUAGCAAGUGCUGGUAAAGACUUGCAGGAUAAUUUUCUGAAGGCUCUGGCUGUGAGAGAAGAUGACAACCGCAAUGGGAAAGUCAGCUCUGUGAUCUUCAUUCGUGACAAAAAUGCUUAUGGACAAGAAGUGUCAGGAUACAUUGACUAUGCAAACAGACUAAAAACUGAAGACUUUGAACUCUACUUUAGUGGGAAAAAAAGACUCCUCCCAAGACCUACAGACCUGAGCUUUUACAACUGGGACAGUCAGAUAGCUGUUUGUAAUUCAAGUCCCAAUUAUCAGGUGAUUGAUGACAAUCCACAUGGCUUACUCUUCAAAUAUAAAAAAGACAGAAAAAUUCUCAAUGUGGAUCCAAAGGGUCAUCCAGGUGACAACUCUACCAGAACCUCUAUCCAGACAGACCUCUACACACAAGUUGUCAUUUUUGACCACAUCUCCAGAAGGAAGACUUAAGCAUCAGCAUCCUAGCUGGUUUUCUUAUUGCUUGCUAAUUUAAGAUAAAUUCUGUAGUUAACAACAAAUUAUAAUCAUAAAUGAGUCCUGUAACUGGAAGGCAAGAUAAACUAAUAAAAGUUAAUGGACAAUUUAGAAAGAAAA